Molecule: messenger RNA, 1884 nt
Organism: Tilletiaria anomala UBC 951
Lineage: Eukaryota; Fungi; Basidiomycota; Exobasidiomycetes; Georgefischeriales; Tilletiariaceae
Product: glycoside hydrolase family 15 protein
Exons: 5
Coding region: 1-1632 (543 amino acids)
Biological process (GO): polysaccharide metabolic process
Cellular component (GO): fungal-type vacuole
Molecular function (GO): glucan 1,4-alpha-glucosidase activity
Source: RefSeq, a predicted model, not a curated record
AUGAGCUUUCUACAGCAAACUCAGCAGCAGCAAUCGCUCGCCGUCGCGGCUGCGGCGGCUGUUGCAGCACUGCUCACCUCUCGGUUGCUCAGAAACCUGUUGUACACAGCCUCUUCUGCAACCAGCUCCUCUAAGAUUUCCCGUGCGUUGACGCAGUCCGGCUUGAAUGAAGAUCCCUCGCUCUUCGCACUCCAAGCUUUCACACGCCUCUGCGCCGCCUUCGGUCCUUCUGGUCUCAAUGCACCAGGCACGGCUCGUGGUGCUAUGAUCGCCAGCCCUUCCCGACCGGGAGAUCGAUGGAACAAGAAAGAUGAGAAUGACAACUAUUUUUUCCAGUGGCCACGCGAUUCGGGUAUCUCUGUUCGGAUCGUCGUACGGAGAUGGGCGAGAGCCCUGGAAGGACGGCAAGUUGGCAUGCCUGGUGUGCUAACCCCUUCGCCAAACCAUCUGUUCUUCAGCUUCGCACGCAUGAAUCACCACCUGCAGACGGUCGAGAGUCCCUCGGGAACCUUUGAGACAGGUGGCCUUGGCGAACCAAAGUUUCUUGUCGACGGAGAACCUUUCACGGGUUCAUGGGGAAGACCUCAGAAUGACGGUCCGGCCCUUCGCUCGCUAGCGCUCCUCUCGUAUGCUUCGCAGGUCAUCUCGCAGCUGCCACCUGACCACCCAUCGCGGGACUUUGUCUUUGAGGUCCUCUACAGUCUCCCGUCCCUUCGCGGUCAAGGAUCACCUGAAUCGCACCGCGUCAUCAACACCGACCUGGAUUACAUUUGUCGUGUUUGGCGAGAAGGAGGGUUCGAUCCCUGGGAGGAGGUGAACGCUGGUUACCCUGCAGAAAGCAGCAAGCCAGAGUCCUCUAUCGGCGGCCAUUUCUACGUUCUUAUGUGUCAACGCCAGGCGCUUCUACUCGGCACGAGAUUCGCUCGUUCUAUCCAUGAUGCUACAAGUUCAAAGCUUUGGGCAGACACCGCGAGGAAGAUUGAGGAGGCGCUGGAGGCGUUUUGGAACCCUACCGGCUCCCUAGGACUCGAAGGGGAUGGGACCGAUGGCCCGCUAAGCGAAGACGCUUGGAACGACCCGCCGCGAACGUGGGCGCCGUGGAACGAACGCUGCCUGGCCACGCUUGACCGCCUCGUUGAAGUCUUUUCGAUCGUGUACGAACUGAACGCAGGGCUUGACACAACAACGGAUGGAGUCCUCUGCGGAAGAUACCCCGAGGACAUAUACAAUGGAAAAGAACAAUCUGUUGGUCAUCCUUGGUUCAUCUGCACGCACGCCGUUGCAGAAAUUCUUGCCCUCUGCACUAUGCACUUUACGCGCUUCCGCACCAUCACGCCAACCACUCACUCACUCCCCUUUUUCCAGCGCUUCGAUCCUUCCGUCCGAGCUGAUUGUACUUACAUGAAAGGUGCGGCCGACGGAAAAUUCGAAGCCAUCUUGAAAGGCUUGCGCACCAUGGCUCGCGCUUACCUCGAUCACGCCAGGAGCUAUGCCGGUCCCGAGGGCAGGAUGGACGAACAGAUUGAACGCACAAGCGGAGUCAUGCGAGGGGCGAGGGAGCUUACAUGGUCUUAUGCAAGCUUGUUGUCCGCAUGGGACGCCAUCACGGAGGAAAGUCCCGAUCUCAAGUAGAGGGUUGUGUAUGCUACAGUGUGAUUGCACGUUAUUUGCAGUGCCUAGGGCGCCCGAAUUUAGUUCACCAAUCGUCGCCGUCAUCGCUGUCUCUCCUGUAUUCGUGUCCGAGUCCAAACUCGUCAUCGUCGCUGAUUUCCUGUUCGGGAUAGUCGUUCCUGUAGAAAUCCUCGUCAUUCGAGUCCUCAUCUUCACCUUCGUCCCAGCUGUCGAACCCAUCACCAGGCUUAGCGCCCAAACCCAACUUGCUGC